Molecule: messenger RNA, 6585 nt
Organism: Porites lobata
Lineage: Eukaryota; Metazoa; Cnidaria; Anthozoa; Scleractinia; Poritidae
Source: the annotation of a GenBank genome assembly
AUGGCUGACGCCGGUGUGGGAACCGACUUGUUGGCAGAAAUGCAGAACGCUUUUUUGAACAACGAGAAAUUUCUUAUGGCUCAAAAUGUAGUGACACAGUACGAUCCUCUUGAGGUCUGUCUGGAUAGAAAUGUGGCAGAAACUGUAAAUCACGUCUACAAACACAAGGUAAUAUAACGAUCGCUCCAGUAAGCCUUUUGUUCGGCCAGAAAAAAUAGAAAGGAAGGAUUACGAACUAAGGAUACAUACUUUUCCUCAGAAUUGACUGCCAUCUUGAAUUUACCCUUUACACCUCUGUUUCACCCCAUCGUGUCGAGCCUGUGCUCUCACUGAUCUCAGACAUUCAAGAUUUAAACUACCGUAAGCUUCCGAUUAUUUGGGAGAAUUAUCGUCGACAGUUAUGAAGGGUUUAGAAGGGCUCAUAAACGGGGGGCUUAUAUUCGAGGUGGGGGUGGGGGGGGGGAUGUGUGGGGCUAUAACCGGACAAAAACAAUUGUUUGAAGACAAGCUAGAUAGCAAUGCUGAUCAAAAUACUAUUUGAAUUUGAUCGUUUUAUAUGAGCUUCAAAACGUCGUAAAAAGUCAAAUUCAUUUGAAUACAUGCUAGAGGGGGGCUUAUAUUCGGUGAGGGGGGCUUAUAACCAGCUCAAAGCACCAACAGUGGGCAAAAAUUAAUGCACCCAUCAAUGUAAUCCUGCAGAGGUAGGGGUGGGGUGAGGAAUGUGUGCAAAGGAUGGAGAAAAGAUUUGGUCAAUGUCUUGAAGGGUGGAGGAUAAAUUCAUCAAAUUUAACCAGAGGGGCACAAGAGGCACAUGAGGGGCACAAUAAAAAACGAAAGGCACAAUAACUAAUUUAUUUCAAAUACUUUUAAUUAUGAUUGUCACCAACCUGAUUUAACCUAUCCACCUUUGUGCUGUAAAAUAUUAAGAUAUUUCAUUAUAGUUCAGAAUAAAAGGUGCAUUCUUUCCAAGGUACUCACUUGAAAGAUUAGCAACCCUGUAUAAAAAAAACCUUUUGGAGUAGAUUGCUCAUGAACUAGGCAAUAAAAAAGUAGGAUAUUGGGGAUAGAGUAAAAUAGAGGGAAAACACAAGAAGAAAAUGAAAUAGGAUUGUACAUGUACCAAUGUGUACUCUUACCACGGUGUGCCAUCCUUGGUUUCUCAAGGGUAAACAAUACAGUUGGCAGAAAAAGAGUGAUAUUUACUGAUGUGAGUAACUUUUUAGUAAUAUCCCAAAUUUCUCAUUUUACUUAUCCUGGAUUAUCUUAUUAGGUCAAAGAAGUCAAACCAAUAACAAACCAGCGUGCAUCAGGAAGGUGUUGGAUUUUUGCAUUUUUGAAUGCAAUCCGUCAGAAAUUUGUCCAACAUUUCAACUUGGAGGACUUUGAAUUUAGUCAACAGUAUCUCUAUUUCUGGGACAGAAUAGAAAGGUCCUACUUCUUUAUAAAUGUAUAUGAAGAGUUGGCCCGGAAAGGAGAGAAGCCUGAUGGCCGCUUGAUGAUGUUUCUGUUGUCCAAUCCACUGAAUGAUGGAGGCCAAUGGGAUAUGCUUAUAAACUUGGUGGAAAAAUAUGGAUUGAUUCCCAAAGAAGUCUGGCCAGAGGCAUUUACUGCUGGCCGGUCAAUGCGGCUGAGAAAAAUAAUGAACUACAAGGUAUGGAAAGGUUUUGUUGAAUUUAUACUUUCUCUCUUAUUGUUUUUUAAAUGACACAAGUACACGUCAAUAAUUAUUGUUUUUUAUUACAUGCAUUAACUUAGUUUGCUUAUAUCAGCUCAUGGUGUGUAAAAUGUUUUGUUGUGUUUUUGUUUUGCCAAGGUAUAGAAUAUAACAGACGAGUAUGAUUAAAACCAAAAUCAAUUCACAAAUUUACCUGACCUUCUAAUUACCACAGGGGGAAGGGGAGCUUCCAUAUCAUUAAAAGGGAUGGGGAUGCUCAUCAUUUUGUGUCGAGUCAUAAAGUGGUGUUAUUUUCCUCACUUAGAUUUUUUAGUCCAAGAUCCAAUAUUUUUAUCCAUAUGAAAGACCAAAUGUCAUCAUUGUAACUGUGUUUGUAGACAGCAUUUGAUGUCAGCAUGUUUAGCAGUCAUUAACACCACAAUCAGUCAUAGCUCUUACUUAAUGUUCUAUGUCUGUAUGUUUUAAUAUGGUCUCUUUUAGGAAUAAGCCAUGUGCAGAUUGGUCUUCUUUAGAUCGAGGCUCAAUUCUAAUUUUCUGAUGAAUAUUCUUGUCCCUCCAUAUUUGGAUUUCCCCAUUUUAGUUAUUAUAAUAAUGGUAAAAGUAUAAUAAUUAUAAUUUAUUACUCCCAGGGGGUACUCUGUGUGUUCUGGUUUUCCUCUUACUGGGGUGUAUUAUUUUACUCAAAAAUGAUAUUUAUGAUUUUAUUUUUUCUAUAGCUACGAGAAUAUGCAGUAACCUUGAAGGGACUAGUUGACAAGAAUUGUAGUGAUGAAGAAAUGAAAGCAGCUAAAGUCAAAAUGAUGACUGAGGUUUGUAGAUUUGUUUGUGAAUCUCAUGACCUCCAAGUUUCCUCAGUAUAUUAUUUUAUAACCAACAUUUGUACCUUAAUAAAUUUAUUAAAUAGAGUGCGGAAAAUAAUAAACAAUAAUUAGAUGAGGUUGAGCAAAAUAUGGAGUGUGUAUUUGCCAGAGGCAAGCAGAUCAAUUAUUCAGCUGAGGCAAGUAGUUGAUCUGUGAGACACUGACAAAUCACGAUAUUUUGCAAUAACUGAGUUCAAAAAUUUGUUUUAUCAUUCGGUCACCAAUGCAAUCGCAGGAAGGAGAAAAGUGUGGUUUCAUUUACGCCUGAACAGAAUAUUACUUGCAGCCAAACACAAUUGAACGACAUUGUGCAUGAGCAGCCCAUUAUUUGUAGGCAGUUAUUUGCAGGUCAUGUGGUUAGCUCUUGGCCAAUGAAAGGGGAGAACAAUUUGCAUGCAAUGAUAAUAUUAUGUAUAAUCCUCUCCAUAGUGAACAAGUUACAUGUAUGCAGCCUGUUCUUUCUUUCCUUUUUGUAUCUCCUUCAUAUUAAUUUUGUUCUUUUUGAUUUCAGGUUUACAGGAUUACUAGCAUCUGCCUUGGCACUCCACCCAAGACAUUUGACUGGGAAUAUUCUGAUAAGAGUAAAGCGUACUGUAAGCUGUCAGGAGUGACCCCCCUCCAGUUCUACAAUGUACAUGUUAAACCAAUAUACAACCCACUUGACAAGGUGAUUACAGCAUGAUUAGGUAGAUUUACAGGGGGACAAGGGGCAGGGCAUGGCCCUCUUUCUGCAUGAGACAUUUUUGUCAAAAAAUAUCUGUCAAGACGUGUCUUUGGUGGAUUUAUAGAACUGAUGUAAUUUCUGGAGACCAAUGCUUCCACAGUUCUAUAAUUAAUAAAACAAAGGCCUGCAUAAUCAUACAAAUUUUUGAUACAGAUUAUCCCCACUUUAGUGCCUGAAUGAGACUUUGUCCCAAAUAAAUAUUAAACAGUGGAAAUUUAAAAUCAUGUUUGCUGUAAAUAAUAUUCUUUUCAGGUGUGCCUUGUAAAUGAUCCUCGUAAUCCUUACAAUAGACUCCUAACUGUAGAGUACCUUAGCAACAUGAUGAAUGGCCGACUUGUUUUGUACAAUAACCAGUCUGUUGAUGUCCUCAAGAAGCUUGCAGCAGCAUCCCUUAGAGAUCAUGAGGUAAUGAUUAUUUCUUCAGUACAGUCAACUCUCUCUAAGAUGGACACCUUUGGGUCCUUUUAGACUGGCAAAAAUUGCAUAGAUAUCCGCCAGAUCCAAAAGGCAAAACCAUUGUUUGUAAUAAAGGGAACUUAUACCCCCAUCUGCUGAAAUCAGCUGCAUUGCCAACAACUCAUUGGAAGAGGUACAUUUGUACUUGGAAACUAGCACCUCCCAAUUGGCUAUAGACAAAUAUAACAAAAUUAACAAAAAUAAAAAUUAAUUUUUGAGCUUGAGUUAAAUGCUCAUGUAGGCUGAUUUGAAUUUGCAGUGAACAACAAUGCAUAUCUCAGAAAGCAACCCAUAAUUUUAUCUUUUAAGAGACCCAGUCCUCUGGUCCUUUCCGGCAAAAUGGUUAUUUCUGCCUGUCACAUCAUGCUACAUUGUCAGGAAUACCAUCUCUUGAGUCAUGUCUCUGAUAACCUACACUGGGUAAAUAAAUUCUAUAAGCUAAAGACGUCUUUGGCACUGCAAAACUGGUUUUAUUGUACAGUACUUGUUUACUGCUUACUCUUAAGUCCUAUUUACACAUGUUUUGCCUUGUUAUUUAGUCACUUUUACUGUUUGUCAUUAUUUUCCUCAGGCAGUUUGGUUUGGAUGUGAUGUUGGUAAACACUUUGAAAGAAAACUUGGAGCACUCCAUCUUGAUGUGUGAGUUAGCCUUAUAUUAGUGUACGAAAACGUUGGUAUAUUAUGAGGCAGUUAUUGGAUUUGCUGACUUGAGGCAAUUACUUCCUCAAAGAAAAAUAACUGGGUUACUGUGUGCUUGGUUCUAUAUGGCCACAUUAAGGGAGACUUCAUGUCGAUCAUAACUGACUUCAACAGAGGUUGAUUCCUAUGUAACGCUCUUGCAAGGUCAAGUUUGAACUAGUGUGGAAACUCAAAGCCUCAUUGUUAAUAAACCAUUAAAAAAGUCAGCCUUUUUCCGUUUAAAUUCAUUUCAUUAUUUUUUUUGCAGUCACAACUAUGAGUUGGCGUUUGGUAUUUCUAUGGUAACGCUAGACAAAGCUCAGCGUUUGUUGUAUGGCGACUCACUUAUGACUCAUGCCAUGGUUUUCACUGGUCUCUCCUGGGAGGUAGGUUGAAAAGAAAAAUACUAAGUUAACAUGAAUUCCUAGUUUAUGACUCUAAGUUACAAUUUAGUUACAAAGGCCGCCUACUCACAUUGCUAUGUUGUGCGCAUAGAUUGGUGUUAUAUUAUUGUAAAUGGAACGUCAAUGUUCAGUUACAGUGAAUUCGAAAAGUAAUGGUCCAGUUUUGUUGUUUAUUUUUGGCAUUGAAAUUGUUUCCUUUUGUCUUUCGCUAAGGAUGACAUGGAUUGGAGCCUUCAAAACAAUGGGCAAUGUUUUCAAGUUUUAAUGCUAUGCCUACAAAAAUCACCAAAGUAUAUCAUAGUUAGUGCUCUCCAAUGAAAUUGGUUUGCUUUCUUUCACAUAACUCCACAGGAGCAUUUUGUGUAUGGAUAAGGUCACUUAGUAAUGACUCCAGGACAGGAUUGACCUAAAACAGCAAUAUCCCCAUGGAAUAGCCCCUUUAAGGUAUUUGUGAUUUUUUUAUUACUUUUUUCUAGGGAGAUGAGCCUGCUGGUGACACAGAGGAUCCCAAGCCAGCGGCAGAUGAGAACCUUCCAGAGUUGAAGACCACCAAAUGGCGCGUGGAAAAUUCCUGGGGCGAGGAAAAGGACAAGCCAGGUUACCUAAUGAUGACUGAUAGCUGGUUUUCGGAAUAUGUUUAUGAAGUUGUUGUGGACAAGAAAUAUGUCCCAGCAGACAUCAUGGCUGUGUUAAAGCAGGACCCAGUGGUUCUAUCCGCUUGGGACCCAAUGGGCUCCCUUGCUUGCAUAGUGUGUGGAAAAGACGAACAUCUAGCUCAUUUGUGAUAUAUUAGAAGUUUGUUAACUGAUGAUAUGUGCAUCACACCAAUCAAGCACAUGAAAGAAGAUGCCAUGUCUUCUCUGUGUCUUGCUCAGUAGCCUCUGUAUCAGAUGCCAGAAUGGGAAAUGAGGGGAUUUCUUCACCCACUAAUUGCCCAAAACAGGAAGGGAACUCAGAAGGAUGGAAGUUAAAAUUGUUUUCCUCUUUACACGCUGAUAUCCUUCUUCUUCCUUUCUGGCACCCGGUACGCACGUUCAGCUAGAGCAAUAUUACUGUACUCUUCCGUAAAAUGGGGCUUAUUUAUGUUAUUGAAUAGUGGAUGCAAUUUGAUCGUGACUGAAAACAAAUGCUUUAAGCCUGUGAAACAAUAUAUAUAAUGUAGUGUGCACCUAUUAUCGUAUAUUUUAUGCUGGCAUGGGAUAUAAAUAGAGUCAUUGUGCAAAUAGUUCAGUGAUCUCACUAUUUUUUUAACCUUUUUCUGGCAUUUUUUUGGAUGUCGAAAUUAGACUGUCCUCUUUACACCCGCCUUACUGUACUUUACUUAAUAAACCACAUAGCCCAUACACUGCAGGCAAAAUGUAUCUCUCUCCCCUUAAGGUAUCUCUCUCUGCUUAAAGGUCCAACAAUGUUGUAAGUUGUUGCGUCUGUUUUCAUGCAGCUUAACUUUUGACCGGUUUCAAACUUUGCGCAAAAUCUCCCAACAACAUGCAACAGGGUGUGCAAACAGACGCAGCAUGUAACAUCCAGUAAUGUCGGGAGUUGUUGGCCAACAAUGUCGCGUCUGUUUGCACGGGGCUUAACGGGCAUGUAAUCAAAUUUUCUCUGAGUUUCACAGAGAUGUGUCUGUUUUUAAAUUUUUUUAAACUCACAUCAAAGCUAGCCUGCGUGCAGGCGCUUUAAAGGGAUGGGAAAGGGAGUUUAGGCGCGAGAGAAACGCCCUCCUCAACUCUCCUCCCUCGCGCGUGGUGUCACGCCCUAAUUCCCUUCCCUUCCCUUUCGAACGCCUGC